GAAUUACGUACAAAGAAGAUAAUCUCACCUCUUCAUUUCUGUGUCUCCGGUGUGCGAUCAUUGAGGAUAAUGGCCCCUUCAAUCAAAGUUAAACCCAUCUUCGUUACCCUAUUAUACGCUACUUUCCAUCUCUCCGCCGUCGCAUCAAAAUCGGCGGAUCCGUCUCCGGUCCCCUGGCCUCCUCAAUUCCACUCAAUCCUCUUCAUGAACAACAGCAAAGGAAACCUCCAGAAAGUGGACCUCUGGUACGACUGGAACAACGGCCGCAACUUCAACAUAAUCCAGAACCAGCUCGGCAAGCUCACUUACGAUCUCGAAUGGGACAACGGCACCUCUUACGUCUACACCCUCGACUCCAAUCGAGAGUGCCGGACCGUACAUUUUCCCGUCGGAAUUCUUCGUCCAAAUUGGCUCGACGGGGCCAAUUAUCUCGGGCAACAACACGUCGACGGGUUCCUCUGCAACGUUUGGGGGAAGGUGGACUUCAUUUGGUACUAUGAGGAUGUGGUAACCAAGAGACCUGUUCACUGGGUCUUCUUCACAGGUAUCACCAUUCUCCAGUUCUACCUUCGCAAUCCAACGCUGUUGAAGUCCUCAGCUGCUUCUACACCUGAAAGUCCCGAGGUAAAGAUGGUUUCAUUGAGGGAACUCACAGAGCAACGAGGUAACCAGGGCAGAGAUGGGGAAGAGGAAAGGGUUUUGGCAGUGGAGCCUAUCACGAUGAUAGUGCCGCCGGAGUUGCAGGACGUACCGGAAAUAAUGGUGUCUGAGAGUAGCACCAGUUCCAGCGCCGGAGAUAAUGGCGACGGCCACCACGAUUCACCGUCCAGCAGCUCGUCUUCUGGGAAUCAUGAGCCGGAACCGGAGAACGUGGGCGAUGUCGAACAGGGUGUGCCCGUGGUUGGGGAAUGGGAGAAUAGGGUACUUCCGGGCAGACUGAGCAACAUACGGAAGGCUCCCAAGGAUCUGCCAGCCGGCUUUAAAUUCAAGGCGGCGCUUCAUCAUGAAGUAGCUGACUGCGCGCCCUCAAUAAGUGGGUACAGAAGGCUGGAGGAGAUGAUACAACAGUACCACAUCCCAAGGACUAUAUCGGUGCGAACUGGCGGGCAGAACGAGAGGGCGUGCACCGUAUCGCGAACAGGCUGGAUCCCUGUGUAUGCGGACCACUUUGACGCCGGGCUGCGGUUUCCCCUGCCCGGCCUGGUAUUCGACCUGCUGGCGGAGUACGAGCUGACGCUAACGCAGCUAACGCCCAACAGCAUAAGGUUCAUCAUGGGCUUUAUGCUGUUGUGCGCGAGAUUGGAGGUGCCAGCCAAAGCGAUAGUCUUCAGGUCGCUAUUCCAGUGCCGGUUGUGCCCGAACUCACAAGGAGCGAGAUGGUACUACCUCUCUGGGAGGGAUAAGAGCCAAUUGUUCAAAAAUGUUCGAAACAAAGUGGCGAGAUGGAAGAGGCAGUUCAUUUUUGUUCGUGACACGCGGACAGAGAGGAUAAGCAACGACCUCGCUGCCCGGCUGUCAGAAUGGCGAACUCCGAAUGCCCACAUCAACUACCCCCAGCUGUUGCCCCGGGACGUCGAUCUGAAGAACCAGUUGCUUCAGUAUGCACAAAGGGAGGGUCUUAUAGAUCUGGAAGCCCUGGUUACCUCGGAGCAUCUCGCCAUCGCCGGGUUUGUCGAUGUGACAAACCUGUUCAGCGAAGGCGAAAUGAGCAGCAUACUGGAGCGUCAACGUCAACGUGCCCAGAGUUCCCGAGGCCGCGGGACGGGCAGCUCCGCGCAGAGGCAAUCGCGGUUUGACGAGCGACCACCUGCAGCGCCUCAAUCACGCAGCUCGUCUCAUCGAGGAUCCAGCUCGUCCUCUCUACCGCGGGCUUAUCAGAGGGUAGAGGUGGCGGCUCCAAGUGCACGCAGGCGUGCGCGUGAGGAGACGGAGGGUGAGGAGGAUGAGAUCCCGCUCGCCCGGCGUAUAAGGAGCGGGAGCACCCAGCCCGCACAGGCGGCUCGCCCUGUGACCGUGCGUUCACCAAACGCACCGUCAGCAACUGUGCGGGCAGCGGCUGAGCCCGCCCCUGCAUCAGCUUCAACAUCUGGCCCCAGGAUUGCUUAUCCUGAGGGUUUCAGCUACACACGGGCGGAGUGUCAGCCCGCCAUGGUGCAGGCCAUGCACGAUUUUGUGCCCGCAACAGAUAACCGGCGGGCAAAGUCGUUCGUGCAGCAGCAUGGCGGCCAGGUAGCCAUGAUCAAGUUGAUGGAUAGUGGGAUUCAAGCAGCAAUGGAUGAGGCCGGCCGGGUUGAAGAGCGGGCCAAGAAGGCUGAGGCCGACAGGGAUCAGGCCCAGCACGAGCUGAGCUCCCUCAGGCACCAGGUCGCCGAGGCGGACCGCAACCUUGCUGCUACUGGGGAGGCUCUGAACGAGCUGAAGGCUUCCCAUGCCCGUUCUGUCGCCAUCGCCCGGGCUCAAGGGGCGGAAUGGUUCGUCGGCUCGGCAGCGUUUCAGGACGCCGUGGCGGUGGCGUCUGCUAAUGUCACCACGGAGAUCUACAAUGAGAUCCGUGGGAAAGUACUGCAGCACCGCCCGGACUUUCCCAUACGCGAGCUGGUCUUCUUCGACGAGGAGGAGCUGGACGAACAGGGUAAGAGCCUUGCUCCCCUUGCUGAUGCAGCAGUGAGGCUGAGAUGGGACUUGAACGAGGAGGGCGUGCCCGUCUGGCCACCGUCCAUUCUGGAGGACGGGGAGGAUCCAGCGGGACUACCCUCCUUUGACGCCUGGGUAGAGGGUGCUCCUGUGGCUGAGCAAGAGCCUUCGAGUACCCCACCCAGCUCUCAGCCCGCUGUGUUGUCGGCUGGCUCGCCCGUUGUCGCACCAGCCAUUGAGCCAGCAGCCCGGUCUCCUUCAGCUCGCUCUCCUGCAGCUGCUGCUGAUGCAUCUAUGCCCGUCGAUCUGACGGACGACUAGAUUAGGGGUUUUGUUUCAUUCUUUUGUACUUUUGUUUUAGCAUUUUUGUAUUUGAUCACUGUAUUCAGAUCGCAUGUACUUCUGUAACAUCAUUGAUGAAAUACAAGAAUGAGUUUUAU
Rubroshorea leprosula is the source of this 3074-nucleotide messenger RNA. The record is from the annotation of a GenBank genome assembly. NCBI's taxonomy places the organism in Eukaryota, Viridiplantae, Streptophyta, Magnoliopsida, Malvales, Dipterocarpaceae.